AUGGCAGCUCGGACAGGUCAAAGAGCCCUUAAAAAGGUGGUCUCGGGAUGCAGUCCGAAGUCGGCGGCAGCCGCCAGAGCCCCGGCUCCAGCGCAGGUGCCUGCGAGGAAUGUCAGUUAUUUAGCUUCCUGUGGUAUACUGAUGAGCAGAACUCUUCCACUGCAUACCUCACUUUUGCCUAAGAAGAUACAUGCAAGAACCUUCUUCAGAAUUGCUGCACCAUUAAUAAACAAAAGAAAAGAAUAUUCAGAAAGGAGAAUUAUAGGUUAUUCUAUGCAGGAAAUGUAUGAUGUAGUAUCUGGAAUGGAGGAUUACAAGCAUUUUGUUCCUUGGUGUAAAAAAUCAGAUAUAAUAUCAAGGAGAUCUGGAUACUGCAAAACACGAUUGGAAAUUGGGUUUCCACCUGUACUGGAGCGCUACACAUCAGUAGUGACCUUGGUGAAACCUCAUUUAGUGAAGGCAUCCUGUACUGAUGGGAAGCUCUUCAAACAUUUGGAGACUGCUUGGCGUUUUAGCCCAGGUCUUCCCGGCUACCCAAGAACUUGUACUUUGGAUUUUUCAAUUUCUUUUGAAUUUCGCUCACUUCUACACUCUCAGCUUGCCACAUUGUUUUUCGAUGAAGUUGUAAAGCAGAUGGUGACUGCCUUUGAAAGAAGAGCGUGUAAGCUGUAUGGUCCAGAAACAAACAUACCUCGGGAAUUGAUGCUUCAUGAAGUUCAUCACACAUAA
Messenger RNA from Rangifer tarandus platyrhynchus (Svalbard reindeer), 729 nucleotides. NCBI's taxonomy places the organism in Eukaryota, Metazoa, Chordata, Mammalia, Artiodactyla, Cervidae. The record is from the annotation of a GenBank genome assembly.